AUGAACAUUGAAUAUGGUGGAUCGAGAAGUUUUGAAAAGUAUAUUGGAAAUAAAGAAGAGAAAAUUCCUUUAUCUUAUAAUAAAAAAUACGAUGUAGAAAUAAAAGAAAGUUCUGAAAAUUUAAAAAAUGGGCCAUUAUUAUUUAUGAAUUGUAAUUUUUAUAUUGAUGAUUUAGUAAGCUUAUAUUCUCUUUUUAAUUCAAAUGAAGAUGUUAGUAUUCCAAACACAGUACUUCAUAAUGAAGAAAGUUAUAUGAGUAGUACUAAUAGAACUACAAGCUACUAUACUAUGAAUUGUUCAAUUAAAUCAGAAUUUUCCUACGAUAACACAUAUAAUGACUUAAAUAUGAUUGAAAGAGAAAUGAAUAAAACACCAAAAAAAAGUGAAUCUUAUAUGAAUGAUGAAUUAAAUACAACCAACACUUUUGAUACUUUUAUAGAAAGCUAUCAAAAUAUUUCUACUUGUAAACCAAGUAUAUAUAAUUCCUACAUUAAUAAAAAAGAAAAGUUAGAAAUAUUAAUAUUGCAAAAUGGAGGAAUAAUACAUAAUACACUGACAAGUGAAGUGACUCAUAUAAUUAGUAAUAAUAUGGCAUUAGGAUCAAAAAAAUAUUUAGACUACAAAAAAGCAAUUAAAAAAUCAAAAAUUUUUAUAGUAAUAGAUAAAUAUAUAUUUGAUUGUGUUAUUUCUAAAGUUCGUUUACCUGAACAACUUUAUUUACCACGAGCAUUACGCUAUAAUUGUCAUCAAAUAACUGAAUAUUUUUCAUUUAAAAAAAGGAAAAAAAUAAAUAAUCAAAAUAAUAAAUCUUCUUUAAACUGUUCCUCGAAUAACAAUAGCAUAACUGACACCAAUAUUAAGGAGGCAUCGGAUAGUGUCUAUAAUAAUGAAAAUUAUAUUUCGAAUAAUAUAAACAAUAUUAAUAAUGAUAAUGUAAAUGAUAAAGUUACUAUUUGUAAUAAUUUAGAUAACAAUAGUUCUAGUAAUUUAAAAGAAAAUUCUAUUACACAAAAUAAUAAUAUAAUUACUAUCAGAAAGGAAGAUAAAAAUGUAGAAAUCUGUUAUACUCAGGAUAGGCAAAUGGCCAUAUUAAAUAUGCAAAUGGAUUAUAAAAAUUUAAAAAAAUAUAUAAUAUGUAAUCCAUAUGAAUAUUUUAAAAAGUUAUACAACUUUUAUAUAGACAAAGAGUUGAAAGAAACAAUUUUUUCCAAAGAAUCUAAUUUGUAUAUAAAUGAAAAAAAUUUUGACGAAUUUUCAAGAAAAUAUAGAUUAUUAAAUCAUUUAAGUGAAAAUGAAAUUAAAUGGAUUAAAGAAAAAAGCAAACUAAAUAUAAACAUAAAAAAUGUAUGGGAAAAUGACAUAAUUCAUUUUUUUUUUGAUGUUGUUUUAAAAAAAAAGAAAAGUUAUGAAAAUAAAAACAUGAUAUCAGUCUUCAACAAACAUAAAAUGGAAAAAAAUGAUGAAAACAAAUUUAUAGAAAAAGAAAAUGAAGAAAUAAAAAAAUAUAAAAAAAGUAAUUCUAAUGAUGAAGAAAAUGAAAAUAAUGCAUCAAAUAAAUUAAUAGAUAGUAUUAGUUGCUAUUUAUAUAAUUCAAGAUUAUAUAUAUUAGGAAAUUGGAAUUAUAUAACUAAAGAAUUUUUCAAUUUUGAAGAAAUAAAAAAAAGUGAGAAUAGAAAAUUUGUUUAUCUAUAUAUCGAUUUUGAUGAUUAUUUUUUAAAUGCAAGUAUAAAAAAUAAUAAUUCAAUAAAUUAUCAAAAAAAUGCAAAUAGUGAAAUUUUAUGUGUAUGUCAUAGUUUAAAAAAAGAAGAAAGUUAUGGGGUAAUAAGUUCAACUAAUUAUUGGGCAAAAAAAAAUAAAAUUUAUAAAGGUAUGUUAAAAGGAGAGGCAACCAAAUUACAUAAAAAUAUUAAUUUUAUAAAAUAUGAUUUUAGUAAUAUAUUAAAAUGCAGUUACUUGUUUUUAUUAGUAUUAAUAAAUUAUUCAAAAAAUGUUAAAGUUAUGUCAGUAGAUGAAUCGAUAGUUCAAUUAUUUUAUGAAAAAGAAGAAGAAAUUUUUUAUAUUGCCAAAAGAAUUUCUGAUGAUAUUUAUGAUUUAACUAAAUUAAAUGUAUCCAUAGGAAUUUCGAGUAAUUUAAAUUUAUCAAAGAAAGCUUUAAAAUUUUGUAAAAAACGUUUUUUAUUUUUCGAUUUUUAUCAUCAUUUUAAUAUAUUUAUAAGAAAAUAUAUUGAUAUGAAAAAAGAGAAAAAAACAGAAGAAAAUUUCGAAUGUAAUUCCGUAGAAAAAACCUUUUUAGUAAAUAACGUAAUAGAUAAAAAUAUAAGUAGUAAACAAAAAAUAGGAAUAGAACAUAAUAUGAAACCUUUGCUAACUACAAAAAUAGAAAAAAAUGAAGAAGCAAAUAGGAACAAUGAUGAAUAUACAAAUAUGUUGAAUAAUAUGGAUAUUGAAAAUUUAUUCAACGAAUAUCUUAUUUUUGAAAAAAAAAGAAACGAAUCAUUAGAAGAUAUAAAUAAAGAAAAUAUUCAUAACAAAGAUAAUGAAAAUAAUUAUUUUUUAAAUAUUAUGAAAGAAAAAAGAGAAAAAAAUGUUGAAUUUAUUUUUGAUAAAUUUAUGCAAAUAAAUAAAAGAAACAUAGAAUACAUUACAAAUACAUUUUUUGAAAAAGUAAAACAUCCAGUAAGUAAACAUUUCUUUUUUUAUAAAAAAAAUGAUUAUUAUUUAAAUAUUUUAAAAAAAUUUAAUUAUUUAAAUGGAAAAUUUAUUAAUUUUAAUAUCUAUUACUAUUCACCUGAUACAAUUUCAGAUAAUAUAGUUGAAGAUCACAAAAAUAAAAAAGGAUUAGAAAAUUUAGAUGAAAAAAAGAGAAUAAACAUUAGUGUUAAUUAUGGCAUAAGGUUUCAAAAAAUAAAUGAUUUUUAUUAUCUUAUAUAUUUUAUGACAAAACAAUUAUAUUUACGAUUAAAAAUAAAAAAUUUAAAAGCAAAAAGUUUAAGUGUGAAUUUUUUUAUGAAAGAUGAAAAUGAAAAUAUAAACCCUCGUAAAUACUUAGGCAGAGGUAGAGUUAUUAAGAUAAAUAGUAAAAUUAAGUUAAGUCAUUAUACAGAUUUUUUUUUUAUAUAUUUUUUUAAAGUUAUAUAUAAUUUUAGUUUUCUUAUGAAUGAUUUAAGCGAAUUAAGAGGUGUUCAAAUUAUUUGUUCGGAUAUUGUGAACGAUAGACAUAAUAUAAAUAAAAAAAGUAUCUUAUAUUAUUUUGAUGUGAAAAAUACAAAUUGUAAAGUAAAAGAACAAUCAAAUAGUGUAAAAAGUAAAGAAAAUAUAAAUUCAUUGAAAACAAUAGAAAAGAAAAAAGAGGAAAAUAAUAAAAUUAUUUCAGAAAUGCAUAAAAAAGAAAAGGACCUACUGAAAACAACUAAAGAAAAAAAAAGAAAAACAGGAAAGAAAGCUAAUCAAUAUAAUACUAUUAAAAGAAAAAAUAAAAAAAAUAAAAUAACAGCGAACAAAAAGAUAGGAAAUAAUAAAGAAAAAAAGAAUACAAACAUUGAUUCAAGUAAAAAUGAAAAAGAUUAUUUUAGUUAUAUUAAAGAUAAAAAAAGUAUUUUAAGAUAUUUUACAAACAGUUUAGGAAAAAUAAAUAUAAGAAAUAAAUUAAUAAAUAAACCAAUUUAUUUUUCUUCCGAAAAAUAUAAAAAAAGAAAUUUUAAAAAUAACUUUAGUCUAAACAAAAAUACUACUACUAUACCAAAAAAAAUGAAAAUUACAAAUAAUUAUAAAAUUUUUGAUUUUUUUCCAAAUAUUUUAAAGAAAAAAAAAAUAAAUAACAUUUAUUCUAACGAAAUGAAAAAAUCAUUGAAUGAAAAGAAUUUAAUUGUGAAAACAAACAUAUUUGAUAGCAUAAUUAAUAAGAGAAUAAAAAUAGAAAAUAAUGUCAAAGAAAUAGGAUGUUGUUAUAUGUGUUAUAAAGAAAUACGUGAAACUGUAAAAGAAAAACAAAACAUGCAUAAUGAUGUUAAUUGUAAAGAAAAAUGUGCAGAUAAUAUAUUUUGUUAUACUUAUGUUAGUAAUUAUUUAAAUUCAAUUAAUCAAAGAAAUGAAAAAUUCAAUUUUUAUAUAUAUAUAAAAAAAAUUCUUUUUUCUUACAUUUUUUAUUUUAACGGUAUAUUUGAAAAUCAUAAUUGUAGUAAAAAAUUAAGAGAUCAAUAUUAUUUACAGAAAUUUAUUUUAAAUGUUUUAGAUAAUUUAUGUGAAACGCUUCAUAAUAAAAGAUCUAUUGAUGUUUUACACAAUUUUUUAAAAACAUUCAAAUAUAUUUGGUGUUUAAAUAAAAGCUCUUUUCCUCCUUUAUUUCAAAAUAUGCUGAUAAAAUAUAAUAUUUAUUAA
Molecule: messenger RNA, 4377 nt
Organism: Plasmodium gallinaceum
Lineage: Eukaryota; Apicomplexa; Aconoidasida; Haemosporida; Plasmodiidae
Product: DNA repair protein REV1, putative
Exons: 1
Coding region: 1-4377 (1458 amino acids)
Biological process (GO): error-prone translesion synthesis; error-free translesion synthesis
Cellular component (GO): nucleus
Molecular function (GO): deoxycytidyl transferase activity; damaged DNA binding; DNA-directed DNA polymerase activity
Source: RefSeq, a predicted model, not a curated record